Molecule: messenger RNA, 1344 nt
Organism: Saccharomyces kudriavzevii IFO 1802
Lineage: Eukaryota; Fungi; Ascomycota; Saccharomycetes; Saccharomycetales; Saccharomycetaceae
Gene: ENT1
Product: epsin
Exons: 1
Coding region: 1-1344 (447 amino acids)
Biological process (GO): actin filament organization; endocytosis
Cellular component (GO): clathrin vesicle coat; endosome; plasma membrane
Molecular function (GO): phospholipid binding; clathrin binding
Source: RefSeq, a predicted model, not a curated record
AUGUCGAAGCAGUUUGUCAGAUCUGCGAAGAAUCUUGUGAAGGGCUACUCUUCUACCCAGGUGCUGGUGAGAAAUGCCACGUCCAACGACAACCAUCAGGUCUCCAAGGACUCGUUGAUUGAACUGGCUGAAAAAUCGUACGAUAGCGCAGAUUUUUUUGAAAUAAUGGACAUGCUAGACAAGAGACUGAAUGAUAAGGGGAAAUAUUGGAGACACAUUGCGAAGGCUUUGACUGUGUUGGACUAUUUGAUCAGGUUUGGCAGCGAAAACUGCGUUCUUUGGUGUAAAGAAAACUUGUACAUUAUUAAAACUUUAAAGGAGUUUAGACACGAGGACGAUGAAGGUGUAGAUCAAGGCCAGAUUGUGAGGGUCAAAGCCAAGGAAUUGACGACAUUGUUAUCCGACGACGAAAGAUUAAACGAGGAAAGGAACAUGAAUAUCAAGGGCAGAAGUAGGAAAGGAAGAAAGAGAAGAGGAACCGGGCGUAAUGACGAGGACGACGAUGAUUUGCAGAGAGCCAUUGAUGCCAGUAGGAUGACAGCAGAAGAGGACGAAAGAAGAAGAAAGCAGGACGAGGAUUAUGAAACCGCUUUGCAGUUAAGUAAAGAGGAAGAGGAGUUAAAAAGACUGCAAGAUUUACAGAGGAUGCAACAAGUGCAUGCACAACAACAACAGCAGCAACCUAUGUACUAUGAUAUCUUUGGCAACCCAAUCACGCCCGAGGAAUAUGCACAAUUUCAAUUACAACAACAACAACAACAACUACAACAACAGCAGCAACAACAGGAAGCGAUGUACUACGACGUAUUUGGAAAUCCUAUAUCACCCGAAGAACUGGCACAUUUCCAACAACAACAAUAUAUCGCUUCUUUGCAACAGCAACAGCAGGUUCCGUCCAACAACCCAUUUGCUAAGCCCAACCAAGAAGUUACUUCACAGAAACAAGACCAGUCUUUCAUGGCCUCUUCAUCGAUGCAACAGCAACAGCAACAGCAACCAUUAACUCAAACAAGAACCGGUAAUCAAUCGAUGACGGACAAGUACGGUAAGCUAAACGAGUUACUGGCCACAGGUACCGGCAUUGACACAUUUGGCAACGUCGGGGACUCCCGUGUUCCCGCUCAACACACGAAAACGGGAACGUUCAUUAAUUCCCAGGGAACAGGCUAUAGGCAAGUGUCCAAUGAUCCCAAGCAAAAUCCGUUUCUAAAUAGUCAAUAUACGGGUUUACCAAGUACCAACAUUGUACCAACCCAAACAGGCUACGGAUUUGGUAACCAGCCACAGCAGCAAUCUCAGAAUAACCGCUCAAAUAGCCAGGGGUAUACUCUAAUUGACCUAUGA